Molecule: messenger RNA, 675 nt
Organism: Vigna unguiculata (cowpea)
Lineage: Eukaryota; Viridiplantae; Streptophyta; Magnoliopsida; Fabales; Fabaceae
Source: RefSeq, a predicted model, not a curated record
AUGGCUGCUAACAAGAGGAGGAGAAGUAGUGGUGCUGAUGACAUCGCGGAGGCGAUUCACCGGAUGAUGGAUGCGAUGCAGCCACCUGUAGCGGCGCAGCCUAGGACGGCGAUUGCACCAGUUAGGGUGCCAACUGUGGAGGAUUUCCUACGCCACAAGCUAGCAGAGUUCACUGGUAAGGCCUCCCCUGAUGAAGCAGAUGCAUGGCUCCGCAAGUGCGAGAAGAUUUUUAGGGUGAUGAAUUGUGAGGAUGAGCAGAAGCUGCUCUUUGCUACCUAUCUGCUGAAUGAGGAUGCAAAGUAUUGGUGGACAGGUAUGCAACAACAGAUGGAGACUCGGGAGGAGCCGACUACCUGGGAAAACUUCAGGACUCGUUUCCUGGAGAAAUAUUUUCCAAAUACUGCUAGACAGGAUCGGGAGGCAGAAUUCCUUGCACUGCAGCAAGGAGAUAUGUCAGUACAGGAGUACGUCAACAAAUUUGAACAUUUGGCAAGAUACUCCUCACAAAAUAUGACUGAGGAGUGGAGGUGCUUGAAGUUUGAGCGAGGACUCAAACAUAAGUUGAAGAAGGUGGUGACGCCUCUGAGAGAGAGGAGAUUCUCGGUCUUGGUGGAACAGGCCAAGAGUGCUGAACAUUUAGAGAAGGGCCUCAGUCCUAUUUUGAGCCGACAUUAG